Molecule: messenger RNA, 837 nt
Organism: Anoplopoma fimbria (sablefish)
Lineage: Eukaryota; Metazoa; Chordata; Actinopteri; Perciformes; Anoplopomatidae
Gene: fuom
Product: fucose mutarotase
Exons: 6
Coding region: 66-530 (154 amino acids)
Biological process (GO): fucose metabolic process
Molecular function (GO): fucose binding; racemase and epimerase activity, acting on carbohydrates and derivatives
Source: RefSeq, a predicted model, not a curated record
UGAGGGGGAGCGAUUGCUCUCUCUUCGCUGCUUUGCCAGUUUCUAUCUUCUCUGUGGGGUCCAGCAUGGUCGUCCUGAAGGGAAUCCCCUCAGUGUUAUCUCCUGAGCUGCUGUAUGCUCUCGCUAAAAUGGGCCACGGGGAUGAACUGGUUCUUGCUGAUGCAAAUUUUCCAGCAUCUUCCAUUUGUGCUUGUGGCCCAAAAGAGAUAAGAGCUGAUGGUUUGGGAAUCCCACAACUUUUGGAGGCAAUUUUGAAGCUGUUGCCCCUGGACACCUAUGUCCCUUCUCCGGCUGCAGUCAUGGAUCUGGUAGACAGUGACAAACAGAGAUGUUUAGCUGUCCCUGUGUGGGACACCUACACACAGCUCCUCGGUCAGGCUGGGUCUGAGUCUCCUCUUGAGAGGGUGGAGAGGUUUGCUUUCUAUGAGCGAGCCAAGAAAGCCUACGCUGUUGUGGCAACAGGUGAAACAGCUCUGUAUGGUAAUCUGAUACUGAAGAAAGGGGUCAUCCCUGCUGAGCUGCUACAGUGACACACAAACUAUUAAAGUAAUGAUGAUGUAAUAGUUUCAGUCCGAAGUGAGUUUUUUUUCUAGUGAAAAUCUGGAGAAGGUGAAUAUUUUUGCAUAAAACCUAUUUCAAUUUUUGUUCAGUUUACAGUUCAAAACAAAGUUUGUUCUUGUUAAUGUGUGAUUAUUACUGUAAAAUAUGAUCAGAUUGAUCGCCAGUUUACAUGUAGCAGAAAUUAUUUUGUAUUUUUGUAACUAUUGUCUGUUUUGGACAUGCAUUCCAAUAAAUAAAACACAUGAAGUCUUUGAUUUAUGUGUUAAAGCAUUUUUA